Messenger RNA from Solanum pennellii, 891 nucleotides. Its product is annotated as NAC domain-containing protein 78-like. The record is from RefSeq and is a predicted model, not a curated record. Gene Ontology annotation, molecular function: DNA binding. The coding region runs from base 103 to 864 and encodes 253 amino acids. The transcript has a single exon. NCBI's taxonomy places the organism in Eukaryota, Viridiplantae, Streptophyta, Magnoliopsida, Solanales, Solanaceae. Gene Ontology annotation, biological process: regulation of DNA-templated transcription.
AACUUCGCUUCUCUGUAUAAAUUGGCAACUCUGUUUUCUUCUUUUCUACAAUUUUGAGAAAGAAAAAAAAAACAGAAACAGAAUUUGAGAUUAGAGUGUAUAAUGGAGAAUUUGAAAGAAGGUUUCCGAUUCAGUCCUACUGAUGCAGAAGCUGUUACUUUCUUAUUGAGAUUCAUUGCUGGAAAAUUGAUGGAAGAUUCUGGAUUCAUCACUUUUCAUGUGGAUACUUACGGUGAACAAGAACCAUGGGAUAUUUACAAUCAAGGAGUAUCCUGUUGUAAUGACCAUGAUGACAAUGAUUGUAGUCAGUAUCGUUUCUUCAUUACAAAACUCAAGAAGAAAAGCAAGUCGAGGUAUAGUCGCGACGUGGGAAAUAAGGGCAGUUGGAAACAGCAGGACAAGAGCAAACCUGUUCGAAAGAAGGGUGGACCAGUGAUUGGAUACAAGAAGAGCAUGUGUUAUAUGAAUAAAGGCUAUAAGCAGGAAAAUGGGCAUUGGUUGAUGAAGGAAUACGCCCUCUCCGCGUAUCUUCUUGAUAAAUUUGACAAGGAUUGCAGAGAUUAUGUUCUAUGUGCUAUUAAGAAGAGAACUCGCAUCAAAUCUCGCUCCAAAGGCACAAUGAAGUUAACGAAUGCUGUAUCUGAAGAGUGCACGAAUUUGGAAGACCAAAGUUCGGGGACUGUUGAAUCGACUAGUUAUGACGAGGCAUUACAAGAGUUGCUGAUCAAUAUGCCGGAUGAGACGAACAUGGUCAUUGAGCCAUUGUGUACUUUUGAAGGCAUGCCCAUGCUAGAUAUUGAUUUUGAUAUUUUACCUGACUUUGAUUGUAUGUUUCAACUUUUGGAAUUUCCUAAAAUGCGAUGAUAUGUUAUAUCAAUCAUUUCUCUGGGA